Metschnikowia bicuspidata var. bicuspidata NRRL YB-4993 is the source of this 720-nucleotide messenger RNA. RefSeq lists its product as uncharacterized. The transcript has a single exon. The record is from RefSeq and is a predicted model, not a curated record. NCBI's taxonomy places the organism in Eukaryota, Fungi, Ascomycota, Pichiomycetes, Serinales, Metschnikowiaceae. Bases 1 to 720 code for a protein of 239 amino acids.
AUGAACCAAAGACCUCUCAAACCAGAAGAGUUCUUGUACCUUUUGGAGUUUUGCCAAAAUUGGGGACGCAAAGAGUUUCUUUCUGUUGCGAAAGCCUUGACCCGGUUAUUCAAUCCUAGACCACAAAGAAAGAGAUCUAGAAAAAGAACACACUUAUUCCAAAAGUUGCGACUGUUUUUUGGACGACACGAAAGCACGCCAGUUACUCAAACGAAUCAUGAUCGUGCACGCAAUAAUCAUAAGGUUCCAAGGGCUCGAUGUUACAGGAGUUUCAGAUGUAUUGAGCAGAUUUCGUCUGUUAGGUGUAUUCUGAGGUACACAGCCAAAUUGAAAGUUGGCGAGGCAAACGCCAAAAAGAACCUAGAGGACGGCAAAACCGCUUUAGAAACUACCAGCCAACGGAAACAGAUUAGAAACAGAGUCAUAGUACUGAAAAGAGCUGCUAGGCAAGGUGUACCAGCAAAGAAGCCAAAAAGAAGAGGUCGGAAUCUUAAAAUUUCAAACUAUAGAAAAUACCCUCUGAGCAAAAGCCACAUUUCGAAAAAGAAAGAACCUUUCCCCGAGACUGUCAAUAUGAUGUCUGUGUGCGAUUUUGAACAAUCCUGUGAAAUGCUGAUAGAUGGGGCAGACAUCGAUUUAAUGCUGAGAUUGCCAAGCAGCGAGCUAGAUUUUGUUGAAAGCACGGUACACGCUUUUUUGGUGAAACGAAAGUUUGCUUGA